AUGGCAGAACCAAUGAACAAACGCGUCGUUGUGGUUGGUGGCUCGAUAGCUGGGCUCAUGCAUGCUGUGGCGCUCAAGUCUCAUGGCCACAGCGUUGUGGUUCUUGAGAUGCGAACUGAACAGCAGCUACAAGCCCGAGCUGCAGGCUUGAGUCUAUGGUCAAACGCACAGAAAGUGUUCACAACAUACCUACCUGAUGUUGAGCUCGACGAUAUCGUUUUCCGCAACCCCGCAUUUCCAAUCCUUGACAAGGAUGGUAAGGUCUUGGUAGAAGUACCGUUCACGGAAGACGUGCGCACCUCGUGCUGGGCUGGUCUUCACGGUCUGCUGUGGAUGGCCUGCGAGAAAGACGUCGAGGGACAUGGGCCUGUCAACAUGCGCUGUGGAUACCAGGUAUGCGGGCUGACUGAGCAAGCUGACCACCUCGUGGUGUCAUACAAAGGCGAAGAUGGCAUCCAGGAACAGAUGACGGCUGACAUGGUCGUGGCGGCCGACGGCGCACGUUCCCGUCUUCGAAGCCUUGUCCUUCCUGACGUGAAGACCGACUACGUUGGCUAUGUGGCGUGGAGAUCACAAUUCCCAGAAAAGGAUGCGCCUGAGGAGCUACGUUGUGCCAUAGAGGGGAAGAUGCCUCUUUGCAUGCUGGACGGGAGCUACAUAGUGGUGUAA
This is a messenger RNA of Alternaria infectoria, 669 nucleotides long. RefSeq lists its product as uncharacterized. Gene Ontology annotation, molecular function: FAD binding. NCBI's taxonomy places the organism in Eukaryota, Fungi, Ascomycota, Dothideomycetes, Pleosporales, Pleosporaceae. Bases 1 to 669 code for a protein of 222 amino acids. The transcript is spliced from 2 exons. The record is from RefSeq and is a predicted model, not a curated record.